UGUGAUUGGACGACGGACUGUCAGUUCCGAAGCAUGUCUGUCAAAGCCGACCAAUCAGAUUGCGUCUUGUUGGCCGGUGGCACCGGUUCGCCGGUCGGUUUGCAGCUGGGAAAAGGGGAAGCGACUGGCAGAGGGACAGCAUCGGCGGUGCGGCGCGGUGCUAUGGACCUCCGGGACAAUGUCGAGACAGGGGAGACGGAAAACCACACGGAGCUCUUCUACGUGCCGAUCCCGGACGAAGAGCCAUACAAGCAGGAGCAGGAGAAGCUGUCGGGGGUCGUCAAAAGCGUCCACAGAAAACUGCGCAGGAAAUACAGAGAGGUGGGCGACUUUGACAAGAUCUGGCGCGAGCACUGUGAAGAUGAGCAGACGCUGAGUGAGUACGCCCUUGCCAUGAAGAAUCUCGCCGACAACCACUGGACCAAAAACUGCGAGGGAGAGGGACGCAUCGAAUGGUGUCGCAGUGUCUGUCAAGAAUACUUUCUGGAUGGCGGAAUGAAAAGAAUGUUAGAAAAGGAUGAUAAAAGUGCCAGGCUAGCCAUGGGACUGACUGCAGCGUCUGUAAGUGCCCAACCGCACAGCAUCAACCCCAGUUCUAUCUCUCAGCUGGGGAAAAUGCGCCUUCUUGACGUGGGAAGCUGCUUCAACCCUUUCCUGAAGUUUGAUGAAUUCCUGACAGUUGGUAUUGACAUAGUGCCUGCAGUUGAGAGCGUGUACAAGUGUGACUUCCUCAACCUUCAGCUCCAGCAGCCGCUCCAGCUGGCGAGUGACGCGGUCGAGGCCUUCCUCCGCCAGCUCCACAACCCCAUCGACUCGCUGCCCGCCCAGCUGUUCCACGUGGUGGUCUUCUCCCUGCUCCUCUCCUACUUCCCCUCUCCUUACCAGCGCUGGAUCUGCUGCAAGAAGGCCCACGAGCUGCUGGAGCUGCACGGCCUGCUGCUCAUCAUCACGCCUGACUCCUCCCACCAAAACCGCCACGCCCUCAUGAUGCGCAGCUGGCGGGUGGCGGUGGAGUCGCUGGGCUUCAAGCGCUACAAAUACGUCAAGUACUCCCACAUGCAUCUCAUCGCCUUCCGUAAGGUGUGCCUGGCCACCACCAGCGACCUGGUGUCACGCAACUACCCAGAGAUGCUCUACAUCCCUCAGGACUUCCACUCCAACGAGGAGGAAGAGUGUUCCGACGUUCCCGUGCAGGUGCGCUCCGAGUUUGAGGAUGACCAGAUGGCUUGGGGCUUCACGGAGCUACCUGACACGCCGUAUGAUUCGGAUUCUGGGGAGAGCCAGAGCAGCUCGGUGCCUGGCUUCCAUGAGCUAGAAGACCCCAUCCUGCUUCAGAGCUAGGCGAAACCAGCUAACCCCCUCCUCUACUCCUCCUUCUCCUCCUCCUCCUCUCUCUCCUCUUCUCUACGUAACUAUCACCUCCCCUUCAACUGCUGCGCUGCCAAAUUCAACCUGCUGCAUUCUUCUCCCACUUCUCCCUCCCUCCCCUCAAAACAAUGCAGUUUGCACAGUGUGAAAGAGAGAAGUUUACAGAUUAUUUUCUCAUAUCCACACUCCUCUCGAGAGUACACACACAUACACACACACAAAAAACGCAUAAACACACACACUAAGAUGGUUAUAUUUUGAUAAAUAUCUAGGUUUUUUAAGAGUUGGAAAGUGAAUGCCCUUAAGAUAUCUAAAUCCCUGCUCCUUAAUUUCCAUACCAUCUUCCAAUCAGCUUUCAAUAACAAAAGUCGGCUUGUCUGCAUUCUGUACUCAGUCUCUGUUUGAAUAAGCUAGAGUGGCAGGCUGCUUAGUACAAAAGACAAACACAGCAACCUGAGCAGUCUGACAGGAGUAUGAUUGCACUGGAGAGACUGAGAUGGAACGACUGGACUGGUACGCUUGCUUCUGUCACAGUCAUGCAGCUAGACUUUCUGAAAAUUUCUUGAUGUGCAUUUAGUUUUCCAAGACAAAAAAAACAACAUUGUUUUGAAAUAUAUAUUCUCAAACAGUCAAAACAUUGGUGUUGUCCAGUGUAAAGUGUGGCAAUGCCAUUUUAACUUGGCAUCCUCUGAAUGAUUUGUGUAUCUUUUACAAGAAAGUGGUAUUUGUAGCAUUUUAAACAUUUUCAGAACCAUACGGUAGGAGUAUUACUAGGUUUACUAAUGUGAAACUGUAACUGUGUUUACUCAUUGUGUAACAAGGUACGAGUGUUUCAAAGUAGCUGUUAGACUUUUUCCCUCCUUGUUGUCGUCACAGAUGUUAAGACUGAAUUAUCUCCUGUUAGAUCUCCGGUACAUUUUUGUUUUCUAGCAGAGAAAUAUUACAACACUGCAAGGCGGUGACCCAUAUCAAAUGAACUUUAAAGCACCAGUAUCCUUUGACACAAUUUUGUAACUUUGAUGUGAAACUGCAGUAAGUACCCUGCCUCCCAAAAAAAAAAAGAAAAAACAUCCAGAUCUGAGCUCCUCAUAGAAAAUUCACCUCGACAGAAGAAAUUUGCACUAAUUUACUGUUUUGUCAUACAGAACCUCUGAAACAGGUGAGAAAAUUUGUAGAUUUUAGCAAUAGCCAGCGAGACCAGAUGUGAAGAUGUUGUGUCUGGCAGGGAGGGGGGAGGUUUUAGCUAAAGACACUACCAGAUGAAAUGUUAGUGUGUGAUCCUGCCUGUCCCUGAAUGGGCUAAACGUGUGAUUGGGUUUGUCAGUAUGAAUGAAGGAAUGGAUUGAUGUGUUUUUGUCAGUGGCACUUUAUCAUUGAUCCCAAAGGGUGUCACAAGAUGUAAUUAUUUUCCUAUGAUGACAGUUUUACAACCAAUAUGAUGGGGCCCAUAAGAUAAUACCAGUAAGUAUAAGGUGCCUUCUUUCUUCACAUUUAUUGUAUGUUGCAAGCAGACUUUCAUCCCCCUGGAGAAAAUGAAACUCAUAGCUUUUAACAGUAAAACAGUUCAGGCUUCUUUGGCCAAACAGUGCAGACUAACUGACCGGUUCUCUUUUUGUCAUAUAAAUGAAUAACAAUAAACAUUUCCAGUGUUGAUGUAAUGCAGCGUGUUGUUGCCAUCCCCAUAUCAUUUUCCAGUCAAUGCACAUCUCUCUGCUGAUAUCUUCUUCGUUCAUAAAAAUAUUUCACAAUACCACACAUAUUCAGACUUUGACGUUUUGUGAUUUAAUUGGUGCAUUUGUCUUCCAAUAUUUCUUUUGGCCCAUUUUGCAUGAGUUGUUUCAUCUUCAUUCUCAACAAUGCAGAACAAUGUGUGCUUAUAGUAUGGUUGUAUUUCUCUUUUAUAAAUGAAGUAAAUGUAA
Molecule: messenger RNA, 3287 nt
Organism: Centropristis striata (black sea bass)
Lineage: Eukaryota; Metazoa; Chordata; Actinopteri; Perciformes; Serranidae
Gene: samtor
Product: base methyltransferase of 25S rRNA 2 homolog
Exons: 5
Coding region: 34-1341 (435 amino acids)
Biological process (GO): negative regulation of TORC1 signaling
Source: RefSeq, a predicted model, not a curated record